Molecule: messenger RNA, 1125 nt
Organism: Rubroshorea leprosula
Lineage: Eukaryota; Viridiplantae; Streptophyta; Magnoliopsida; Malvales; Dipterocarpaceae
Source: the annotation of a GenBank genome assembly
GACGCCUCAGUGUCCGCUCUCGACGACUCCUUUUUCUUUUUCUUCUCGCACAAGCUACGGAGUACGGACGUCCUCUUCACAAGCACCAGAAAUCCCCGCAGCCGUCGCGAAAUAACAGAAUGUCCAGCCGCCUCAACAUGUCUCUCGACGAAAUUUCCCGCACUAGAACGAGAUCUGAAGGGCGAUAUGGUGUUCCCAGAGGCAGAGGCUCGAGUCAUGGCCCAGGACCGGAUCGUCUGGCUCCAACCCGUGACCAUAUCAGAGCCAACCCGUAUCCUGUGCUGCCGAUGUUCAAUGAGAUGCAGGGAAUGCAAGUGCCGGAAGCACUGUGGCAGCAAGAUUUGACACAAAGUGAAAUCCAUGACUCUGAGGAGGGCACCAAGCUAUACAUAUCCAAUCUGGACUAUAAUGUCACUGAUUCGGAUAUUCAGGUGCUCUUCUCUGAGGUUGGAGACUUGAAAAGUUACUCAAUCCAUUAUGGUAUGAGUGGAAGAUCAAAGGGAACAGGAGAAGUUGUUUUCCGUCGCCAGACUGAUGCCUUAGCAGCUAUCAAGAGAUACAGCAAUGUCCGGCUUGAUGGGAAACCGUUGAAAAUUGAAAUUGUGGGAGUAAACUUGGUUACACCUGCUCCUGUACCACUAAACUUGGGUAGACCUGCUCCUCUACCACUGAACUUGAGUAUACCUGCUCCCAUGGAUUCAUCUGAAAACAUAAUUCCAAGAAAAAGGGCCAAAAUUGCCUCCUCAAGUAUUCGAGAGAAGGUUGGUGCUAGAGAAAUGCAUCAUGGUGGUGGUGGCCGUGGAUUUGCGAGGAACAGGGAACGACAAGAACGCCUUGCCAACAAGUUGACUUUUGCAGAUCUUGAUGCUGAUUUGGACAAGUAUCGCUUACAAGCACUGCAGCAAAAAAAGUGAUACCCCUUCCUACUCAUUUGCUUGAAGAUUAGUCUCUCUAGUUUAUCAAGAUUGGUUGUUUUUUGGCAAUAUUGGAAAAAUGAAACUCACUAAUUGAUAGUUAAUACUAAUAGGAUGCAUCUAGAGAUUGUUCUUUUGAUACGAAGUGCUCAUGAGCGUUUUGUGAUGAUAAAUGAGAUACUGGUAGAUAAAAUAACAUCCCAAUUUUGUU